Molecule: messenger RNA, 4429 nt
Organism: Daphnia pulex (common water flea)
Lineage: Eukaryota; Metazoa; Arthropoda; Branchiopoda; Diplostraca; Daphniidae
Product: insulin-like peptide receptor
Exons: 20
Coding region: 135-4250 (1371 amino acids)
Biological process (GO): positive regulation of phosphatidylinositol 3-kinase/protein kinase B signal transduction; multicellular organism development; positive regulation of MAPK cascade
Cellular component (GO): insulin receptor complex; axon
Molecular function (GO): insulin receptor substrate binding; ATP binding; insulin receptor activity
Source: RefSeq, a predicted model, not a curated record
AAUAUAAUAACCUUGGCUGGUAGGAAGAACCACCAGUUGUGGCAGGAACCUCAUUCAUUACUGCCGUGAAGUAUUUUCUAGAGGGUGGCCAGUAAAUACCAAAUGUUACACCACUUGGCACAUUUAAUUCUAGAAUGUCUGCGGAAUUAAGAAUUGCUUUUCACAAUUCCUUUGCCAAUUUGAUCAUUUUCUUGGUCCUUUUUAAAGUGAUUGAAGCAUCAAUGCAUCAAUUACCCUUAAGAUUAAGAACUAGAGCUAGAGCCGGGAACUUAGGAACUAGAGACCCAUUUAUACUCGCUCCUCUGAGUUCGUCCAUCGACGCCUAUCAGCCUCUUCGAGAGACAGAGAUUUGUCGCAGUAUAGAAGUUAGAAAUGGCCCCCAACAAUUUACGCAAUUGGAGGGCUGCCGAGUGGUUGAAGGCAACCUUCUCAUUGUUUUGAUGGAAAAUUUGGACUUUGCCAGCGACUUGAAUAACCGCAGCUUCCCGGCCUUGCGGGAAAUCACGGGCUAUUUGCUCUUUUACCGCGUCUUAGGCCUACGCUCCAUCGGCCAACUGUUUCCCAAUUUGGCCGUCAUCCGCGGCCAGCAUCUCCUUUUCGAUUUCUCAUUCGUCGUUUAUGAACUCAUGCAACUACAGGAAAUUGGACUGAAAUCGUUGGCGGAACUGCAGCGCGGGUCCGUCCUCAUUGAGAAAAAUCCAAAUCUCUGCUACGUGGAAUCGAUCGAUUGGGAUCGAAUUAGUUAUUCCGGUCGCCUUUAUCAUUCAAUUCAGGAUAAUAAAAAGAUCAGUGAAUGCCCAAAAUGCCAGGAUCGUUGCCCAGCCGGUGGAGAUGGCCAGAAACUUUGUUGGAACAACGACGAGUGCCAGAAAGUGUGCGACCAAUGCGUCAGUGGAGCGUGCAGCGUGACGACAACAGAAGUUGGGCGUCCGUCCGAAAUGCGCUGCUGUCACGAGGAGUGCGCCGGUGGGUGCAGUGGCGGUCAGAGCAACCAGUGCGACGUUUGCAAACACGUCAUCCACAACGGCGAAUGCCGAUCCGUCUGUCCUCCUGGCCAUUACUUGUUUAUGAAGCGGCGAUGCGUCACCGACGUCGAGUGCAUCACCAUGCUACCCCCACGCCAAUCUGUCCAGGAAUAUCCGUACGUCAAAAAGAAUUGGAAGGUCUUUGCUGAGUCGGGGGAAUGCAUCUUGGAAUGUCCGCCAGGCUUUCAGGAAAAAAAAAUAAAUCACAAUGAUACUCUACAUUAUUUUACCUGCGUUCCCUGUCAAGGUCCUUGUCCCAAGGUGUGCAAGGGAUUGUUUGUUAGCAACAUCGAAACGGUCCAAAAGUUGCGCGGAUGCACAACAAUCGAUGGCGACCUGGAAAUGCAGAUCAAAGGAGGCGACAACAUCAUCCAGGAACUGGAAAGGAGUCUCGGCAGCAUCGAAGUGAUUAAAGGAAAUCUCAAAAUCACGCGCUCCUUUCCCUUCUUGUCGCUCAGUUUCUUCAAGAGUCUCAGGAACAUUACCGGGAAACCGGAACCGAAACAUUCCAGUGGGAGCAAAAAUUUUGACGACGAAUACGCGUUGACUGUUCAGGACAAUCAAAAUUUGCAGCAGCUGUGGCCCAAGACGCAGAAUUUGACAAUCUAUAAAAAGAUGUUGUUCCAUUUCAAUCCCAAGUUGUGUUUGAAUUUAAUCGAAGAGCUCGUCAACUCCAGUACCGUUCCAGGAACUUUGGCGUUUAAGCACUCGGACGUGGACAUUUCACCUUGGUCCAAUGGCGAUAAGGCGACGUGUGACGAACAAGUUCUCAACGUCACUAUUGUUAACAAGUCCUCUGUUGGAAUGCUGUUGAGUUGGGACAAUUUCAGAGCUAUGUUAGAUGAUAAACGCCAAUUGCUGGGCUAUAUUAUUUCUUAUAUCGAGGCUCCUUUUGCAAAUGUCUCUUAUUACGAUGGACGUGACGCUUGUGGUGGUGACGGGUGGAGGGUCAACAAUGUAGCUGCUAAUCUUGAUGCUGAUUCUGACGAAAAUCAUAUGCACCUUAUUACUUAUCUCAAGCCUUACACUCAGUACGCCAUUUACGUCCAAACGUAUACAGUCGCACUGCAACAAAUGGGCAAACGGGUAGGUGCCCGUAGUCCAAUUUUGUACGAAAGAACAAGUCCAGCAGAACCAGAUCAGCCAGAAGAUUUAAGAGCUUCUGCCAACUCUAGCUCCGAACUCGUUAUAGAAUGGAAACCCCCGAUUAAUCCAAACGGGAUUGUGACGCAUUACAUCGUCACUGGCAGUUGGCGUAAAGACGACCAAGACUAUUAUCACAGUCUCGAUGCUUGCGCUGAACAUGCUGUUCUUUCACUGAGCGACAAUAAUAAGAAACCAAAGGUUUUAGAACCCAAAUCGAAAGAAAAAUUGGAAAGGGAACAAAUAUUCAAAACGGAUUUCAAAAACUAUCUCCAUGAUAAAAUCUAUAUCAAAGACCCGAUUGUAAAUAUCGACAAUCAAGCAAUUGAAAUUGCUCCCGUUGAAAAUCAUUCGAACAUGUACGAUGGCAAUAAUCGGUUGAUCCCUUUUUAUCAAAAAGUGACGGGUACGAGUUACACUGUGGUCGGUGUACGACACUACGCCGAAUAUACCAUACAGGUGAUGGCUUGUCAUGAUCACGAUCCCGUCAGGAAUAGUACCCUAUGUAGUACGACAGCUGCUAUGACUUCCACUCGCACCAAAAAGAGUGAUUUUGAGGAUGAUAUCGUUGGUGGGAUAGUGAGAUACGAAUCGAAUUACACGUCUCCAUCAAUAAAAAUCGGUUGGCAUGAACCGGAGGAUCCCAACGGACUUGUUAUAAAAUAUCUACUGGAGUACAGACGAUCAGACAACGACCAAAUUGUUAAAGAAUGCAUUCGCCGGAAGGACUUUGAAAAUAGCCAAAGGACUAAAAUAAUGACCGAUCUAUUACCGGGCAACUAUUGCGUUCAAGUUCGAGCGGUUUCAUUGGCCGGAACAGGAAAACCUACGAAGGAAUUUUGCUUCCUUAUCGAGGGAAAUGUUAACGGAUUUGACCUUGGUUUGAUAUCCGGCAUAUUUAUCCUCGUCAGUUUUGUAUUAAUAUUGUUGGGUUUUGUCAUUCGAUACUUGGUAAAGCACAAAAAGACCAGGAAAAACUACGGAACUGUCUUAGGAAAUCGAGAUCAUCGCAAAAAAGUCCCCAAAGAAUGGGAAGUAGCACGAGAUAAUGUCGUCUUUAUCCGUGAAAUGGGUAAUGGCUCUUUCGGUAUUCUCUACGAGGGCCUGUUGCGUAACACAGUGCCCAAACAGCCGGAAGUCAAAUGUGCCGUUAAAAUGGUCAUUCCAAGAGCCAUCGUCAAGGAGCACAUUGAAUUACUUGAAGAAGAAAAUAUUGUCAUCAAGAACUUGAACGCUCACCACGUCGUUCAACUUUUGGGAGUCGUCACUGUAAACCAGCCGAUGUUGAUCAUCAUGGAGUUAAUGGAUAAUGGAGACUUGAAAUCCUUUUUACGUUCCCAUCGUCCCGAUCACGAAGAAUACGCCAGUAAAGGUCGUCAACCGCUUACCCUUAAGUCCAUGUUGAAGAUGGCGAUCGAAAUUGCCGAUGGCAUGAUGUACCUGUCGGAAAACAAGUACGUCCAUCGCAGUUUGAUUGCACAAGAUUGCAUGGUGGCCAGUGAUCUUACCGUCAAGAUUGGCGGUUUUAGGUUGACAAGAGAAAUUUCUGAAGAAGGUUAUUACAAAAUGAACGAAGAAAUUGAGCUCCUUCCCAUUCGAUGGAUGGCACCCGAGUCACUAUGUGAUGUUUUCUAUACCUCCCAAUGUGAUGUCUGGAGUUUUGGCGUCGUGUUGUGGGAAAUAGCAACUCUCGCAUCGCAUCCCCAUCAGGAUUUGACUAAUGACCAGGUUCUCGAGUACGUGAAGGCUGGCGGAGUUUUGCAACGGCCGGAAGGUUGCCCAGACAGACUGUUUAAUCUUAUGGAAAGCUGUUGGCAGUUUCAACCGAAUAAACGACCCACCUUCGCUGAAAUCAUCGAAAAUAUUUUGCCAGACCAACAAGUUCCUCUGAAGUUCACCACCGUUUCCUAUUACCAUUCGGACGCCGGAGUAAGCGCGCGUAAAGUCCGAAAGGAAAGAGAAGCUCAACUUGUAAACGAUCUGUCGUCUAAGCAGCUUGCAUGUAGCGAAAUCUACCUUGCAUCGCAAAAUAAUUGCUAUUAUCAAAUUUUGCCGAGUGACAAUAAUGUGACUAGAGUGUAGAGAAAAACGAAAUCAGCGAUCCACUCCACCUAAGCUUCUCUUAUAAUAAUUUGUAACGGCUUAUACUGCUGGUCAACCAAAAUCAAGUACAUUUUCAUUUCACUUAAAUAAUGUUGGUAAGUUACUUAAAUUUUAGAACUAAUUGGCUGUAUCGCGACAAUAGAACUCCAAUAAUUUUU